UAUUUCAGCCUUUAAAUUGUAGAAAAAAAACCCCAUGUGCAGCACUGGAGCAAGCAGGUCUGUAAGAUUUUCUGGCACUGUAAGGGGAGUCUGUUACACCACUCAGUAUUUUCUUUCCUUUCUUUUCUCUUCCUUUCCUUUAAGCUAACAUCCUUUUCCUGUGCCUGAGGGAGAAGGCAGUUGAUAAAAGCCGAGUUCCUGUUCACAGAUAAGUUUAGAAGGCGGCUGAGCUCCGAAGUUCCCUGAAUAAGCUAUAUUCCUACCACCUUUUUUUCCCCCCCCGUCAGACACGUCUGAGCCCCACACAGGAACCAGGCUCACAUUGUUCGAUAGCCACGGACGUUUCCACAGUAGCUGGGAGGGUCGAAAGCUCUUUCCGCUCUUUGUUACAACAUUUUUUUUUUUUUUUCCUUCCUUCUUCCAACUUUCCAGUUAAAGAAAAUCGCUGGGGCAUUUCUGAAUUAAUUCGGGCUGAGCUUCAGAGGAAAGAACAAGAGACAGGUGUAACUGGGUGGGAAAAAACCCCAGGAUGCUGGUGAAGCUUUUGCUGCUCUGUAACACAAUAGGAUUGGCAAAGCUGGCCGAACGCUCAGACCAUCGUGGACAUCACGAUGGUUCGGUGCACAGCUCAAAGCCACGACUUUAUGACACCUCUGCACACCCCCAGAGGACUCCUCUGUCACACCAAGAAGAAGGUUAUUGGGAGGCAGAAGGGCUCAGGGAGGAUACUCAAGAUUACCCUUCAAGUGUGAUCUCCUCACACCAGGAAGAGAGAGGGGAUUUUGAAGCUGCGAGCCCCCAGUCCCGAAAUGGGAACUGGUGUUCCUUCACGCAGUCCCGGCUGGUGACAUACAUCGAAGCCUGCAUGAAGGAGAAGUACAUUGUCAACUCCCAACAGCCCUGUCCAAAUGGAACCCCUGACUGCCAGAAGAUCAUGUACAGGACAGCUCUGAAGCCAGUCUACCAAGUGAAACAGAAGGUUUUGAAGUCCUUGCAGUGGAAAUGCUGCCCUGGAUUUAUUGGCAAGGACUGUGAACAGCAUGAUCCUAAUUUUAUUCUGGUGCCAGGAACUGAAACCGAAGGACGAGAAGAAGAGUUCUCAAACCACAUGUCAACAUCAGUGGAUCCCAGAGAAAUGUUCGAAGUCAUUCAAAAUCAUGAGGCUUUACUGGAUGAUCUUCAAAGUGAUAUUCAUCAAGCAGUCAGCAACUUAGGGGACUUACAGAGGCUAUUUGAGAACAACGGUACGAGCAUGGUGUUAGAAGUGAACGAGAGCAAUUCAGAUCCACAGGAAAGGCUUCUGCAGCAAGUUUUGUUUCCCCAUGUGGAGAAUUUUCUAAGAAAACAUUUCAACCCAAUGUGGGCAACCUUCAACAGAAGCUUACAGAACCUCUCCAACAUAGUCAGAAACCUGUCCCAUGACGUGGAGGCCAACAAGAGAAGCAUAGAAAGAUUCCGAGAGAGCUCUGUGCCCAAGAAGGAAUUCCAGGAGCUGGGAACUAAGUUUGAAUCAAAAGUCCAAGAAAACAUAGUGAGAGCUGACCAGGUGAAAAGAGAUAUAGAAAGCCAACUGCACAUGCAGCAGGCCAAUAUUCACUAUAAUCUCAGCAUGAUCAAGGCAGAUACCGACACAAAGCUGAAGAAGUUUCAUAAGAUACAGCAGUCCCAUUUCUUAGCUUUGAACAACAGCAUAGCAAAUGUGAAACAAGAGCAAAACAAUCUUGAAAAUAAACUGGAGGCUUUGGAAAGAAAUUUAACAGAACUCUCUUUACAUCAUGGUCCCAAAGAUGAAAACAGCCAGACAACCAUCAGACAAAUAAAUGACAUUCUGUCAGGCCAUGCAAAGCAGCUUAAAGAACUUUACAUGGAGUCAGAUGUGGCCUUUGAGAAUAUUGCAGUUUUAGAGAGGUGGUUUAAGGAGUUAAAAAAAAAUAUCUCAAAGUAUAGGCCAGAGGAUCUUACAAUAACUUUAACUGAGAAAUCAGUUAUCAUGGAAGAAAACAACGCAGCAAUGGAAAGGCAAAUAUCAGAGUUCAACUACACUCUGUCAAACCUUCAGGAAAACUAUUCAGAUCUGUUGAGGUACAUGGAGGAAUGUAAUUGCCAGAGAAUAUCUUCUGACACUGAUGUACUGGAGGAAGAUUCAAAGAAUAUCACUUAUUCCCUUGAAGGCACCCAGUCAAAUUUAAAGGACAUGAAGCACUUAGAGUCAGUUCUCAGAGAUCUCUUGAGGAACGAAAUUGAAGAGCUCUCCUCAGCUAUUCCAUCUAUCCAUCUGUCUCUUAAUCUCCGUCAAGAAGAAAACAGACAGCUUCAGUCACAAGUCACAGCUUUUUCAGAGGACAUAGGCUUGAUGAAGAAGAGAGAUGAAGAAAUUCAUAGACACAUCAAGUAUCUCAACAGUUCUUUUGGCUCUCUUUUGGAAGAUGCAAUGAGGCAUGAAGUAGCACUGGAGGCUUUACUGAAAGAAGAAUUUGUGGAUGUCUUGUUUGAAGACGAUUUUAGCACCCUAAUUCCAUCAGUAUUUGAGCUGCAAGAAUCCCUCAGACAUAUCUCAGAUAAACUCCAAGAACAAAAUGUGACUUUAGAGUCUCUCAUAAGGAGAUCUCAUCUCUCAGAGAGAGGCCAACAGAAUAGCCAUAAUGCCCAUACACCUCCUAACCACCCCAGAGAAGAAACACAAACGCCUUCUACUCUGGACGAAGUCAGCAGUCAGCGCAGCAUCAGAGAGCACAUGGAACCCAACUACGAGGCUGCCAAAGACGACUCCCUGGAUAGCUCAGCUUACAACGACAUCAUGACUCUGAAGAACGACAUCAAACACCUCAGUCUGGCAAUCAAGAGUCACGAAUCCAGAAGUGACGCGAAUCUCUGCUGCAAUCACACAAUAGCAAAUGUGAUCGAGCCGCUCAACAGCUCCCUGGGAAUUCUCUCGGCAGAUUUAGCAACUGCCAAGCAGCAUCUGGACGAACAUCUGCUGAUUUUUAAAAAGCUAUUUGGAAAUAAUGAAGAAUUAGUUGCCUCAAAGAUAAGUCUGGAUGUUACAAAGAUUCAGUCAAUGCUGAACAGAAAAGAGAGAAGGCAACAGAAAGGUCAAGACAAGCAAAGAGACAAGAAAAGGCCUGAGAAGCACAGAGAAAAUGUGCAAGGGAUAAGUGGAAGAAAUACAGUGCAGACAGAACGUUUGGAAAAAGACUCCUUGGUGGCAUUCCACGUGGGAUUCUCAGAAGGAAAAGAUAACGAAAAAACUGUGAGGUUUAAUGAAACAUACUUCAAUUACGGGAACAGCUAUUUCCCUGAGCACGGCCACUUUAAAGCACCACAUAAAGGCAUCUACCUGUUUGUCAUCUCUGUGGAGUUCAGUUCAGGACCAGCACUGGGACAACUUUCCUUUAGCCGUGGGUACAAAAGAACUCUCUCCAGUAGUCAGAGGAAAACACCAAAUGGCAACACCAUGACCACUUUUGCUAUGGCAGAAAUGGAGAAGGGGGAGACAGUGAGCUUUGAAUUGCUGCAGGGCUCUGUAGUGAAGAGGAGUCCACCUGGGACAACUAUGGGUGGAUUCCUAAUAUCUAAAACUUGAAUAGUGACAUUUAUGUUUUGUUGACCUCUUUCCAUAGAUGCAAUGGAUCCAUUCAGUAUUGCUUCAUCUGUGAUGUAUUCAAUCCUACUGCAUGUGUUUAAACAUAGCACUACCCUAGGUUUGUCUUCAUGCUUCUUUUCUGGAAGUGUUUGGCUUUGGAUUAGUUGCUUAUGAGCAGCAAUGGGAUUUUCUUUCAAGUGAAAAGCUAAUGGUUUGGACUCCACAUUCCCAAACCCUUCCACUGCGAGAACUGCACUUAAAACAUUUUGUGGGACUUUCUUCACUCAUAACACGUAAUUUCUCCUUUCCCUUGACAAAUUACCCCCACUACUGGCAAGGAAAACAUUUUAGAGAGGACUGCAAAGAGCAACUCUGGUACUAUGUGAAUGGUACCUUAAAACCCAGAAGCCAGGGCAAUUAUACCUUUUAGUUCUCUAUGGACCACAGGCAGGCUUGACCAUCUUGGAAACUUCUGCAACUCAUUCCAGUGUUUCAGUCUGUGCACAGCAUGAACAGUAGUAGAGAUCUGUCAAAGCCAGUGAGAUUCACUCUAUGCUCACAUUUGCAAGCAAGAAUAUUCUAAACGGCCCAGUCCUUGUUUCUGGGCCUGUGUUGUAUUUCAACUAAACUGCAAAAAUUUAACAGUAUUUUAACAUUGUUAAGAAGAAUUACAUCUUCAUAAUUUAAAAAUAUUGGUGAAAAUGCAGUUUAUUUCUAAAGAUAAUCCUGAAGACGAUCAUGAAUUCAGCCCAGAGUCCUGCAUUUAGUAAAUAUUUUAAAACCAGGCAAGUAACCAAAACUA
Empidonax traillii (willow flycatcher) is the source of this 4385-nucleotide messenger RNA. RefSeq names its product multimerin 2 (gene MMRN2). The transcript is spliced from 7 exons. Gene Ontology annotation, biological process: negative regulation of vascular endothelial growth factor receptor signaling pathway; negative regulation of cell migration involved in sprouting angiogenesis. Bases 530 to 3583 code for a protein of 1017 amino acids. The record is from RefSeq and is a predicted model, not a curated record. Lineage: Eukaryota; Metazoa; Chordata; Aves; Passeriformes; Tyrannidae. Gene Ontology annotation, molecular function: protein binding.